Messenger RNA from Oncorhynchus nerka (sockeye salmon), 1466 nucleotides. Its product is annotated as zinc finger protein 436-like. The coding region runs from base 249 to 1202 and encodes 317 amino acids. The record is from RefSeq and is a predicted model, not a curated record. The transcript has 2 exons. Gene Ontology annotation, cellular component: nucleus. NCBI's taxonomy places the organism in Eukaryota, Metazoa, Chordata, Actinopteri, Salmoniformes, Salmonidae. Gene Ontology annotation, biological process: regulation of gene expression.
UGGACGGAACUGGAAGCUUCAACUGCGACAACAGGAAUGGAUUCAACCACCUUGGUAGCAAACAUAAAACCGAAACAUUGAAGCGAUUUAGACCAAUCUUGUGUAUAUUAAUCUGUGUUUUUAACAUUCUGUUUACGUAUUUACUAGUUAACAAACGCAAUUUGCUUGUUAUAUGACAUUUGUUAAUUUGUUAAAUUGAUACUGAGUCUAUCACUUUUCAAGUCGCUAACUAGCUAACAUCCCCGACCAUGAGCUCACUAAACUACUCCUCCCUUGCUAAAGAAGAGGGGGUCUACUGGACGGAGAAAGAAUCUCUGGGGCUGAACAUUAUCGUGAAAGAAGAAGACUAUGAUAUUCCAGUGGAUGGAGAAGAAGAACCUUUUGGAGUGAAAGAGGAAGAGGGGGAGGUUGAACCGUUUAGAAAUGUUAAGGAGGAAGAUGAGGCUAUUGCAUUGAAUGAAAAGGAGGAUGAUAUAGUGAAAGAGGAGGAAGAACCUUUUGGAGUGAAAGAGGAAGAGGAGGCUAUCGCAAUAAAAGAGGAGGAAGACGUUUUGGGAGUGAAAGAGGAGGAGACUGAAGAUGAGGAGACAGACGAUGAGGAGACUGAAUAUGAGAAGACUGAAGAUCUGAAUAACACCAGAGAGAGGCCAGACACAGAGGAACCAGAGCCAGAGACGUCCAAACCAGCAAGACCACACCACUGCUCCCUAUGUGGAAAGAGUUUUAGCCAGUUAAUGAAUCUGAAAAGACACGAGAGAACACACAUAGGAGAUAAGCCUCAUCACUGCUCCCAUUGUGGGAAGAGUUUUACCCGAUUAGAACACCAGAAAAAACAUGAGAGAACACACACAGGAGAGAAACCUUUCCACUGCUCCCAGUGCGGAAAUAAUUUUACCCGGUUAGGGAGCCUGAAUGAGCAUAAGAGAAUUCACACAGGAGAGAAACCUUUCCACUGUUCCCUGUGUGGAAAGAAUUUUACCUGGUUAGCAAGCCUGAAUGAACAUAAGAAAAUUCACACCGGAGAGAAACCUUUCCACUGCUCCCAGUGUGGAAAGAAUUUUGCCCGGUUGUGGAACCUAAAGGAGCAUGAAAGAAUACACACUGGAGAGAAGAUAUACAAAUGUUCUCAAUGUGGAAAGAGUUUUACCUGGUUAGGUGAUCUGAAAAGACAUAAGAAGACACACACAGGAGAGAAGCCUUAGCAAUGCUCCCACUGUGGAAAGAGAUUCACCCGGGCAUGAAGGAACACGCAGACAAGAAAGCCUUACCACUGUACUCCAGGUGAGAGAGAUUUACCCAGUUAGGGAAAGACCAUGAGGGAACACACAGACAAAAAGCCUUACCGCUGCUCCCAGGGUGUAGAGCGAUAUCAAAUCACAUGGACCUGAAGUUCACAAGAGCACACACACUGCUCUGACAUUUGUAUUCUAUAUAUUAAAUUAGUUUUUAUAUAUGCCACAUUAACU